Molecule: messenger RNA, 2700 nt
Organism: Gilbertella persicaria
Lineage: Eukaryota; Fungi; Mucoromycota; Mucoromycetes; Mucorales; Choanephoraceae
Product: secretory pathway protein Sec39-domain-containing protein
Exons: 2
Coding region: 1-2700 (899 amino acids)
Biological process (GO): retrograde vesicle-mediated transport, Golgi to endoplasmic reticulum
Cellular component (GO): endoplasmic reticulum membrane; Dsl1/NZR complex
Molecular function (GO): SNARE binding
Source: RefSeq, a predicted model, not a curated record
AUGGAACAACCUACAUAUCGAGAUUUCCUCAUUCACCUUGAACAAGCCAACUUUCAAGCAGCUAUAGACCUCGCUGAUGAGCUUGAACUCGACAAAGAUCUUGCCUACAAAGCUCACUGGACAAAACAGAAACAAACACGCGGUUUACAACUCCAAGUCAAAGAUAUUGAACUCCUCGCACUUGUUCAAGACCACGCUUGGGUUAUUGGCGAGUGUCUUGAGGUCUGUGCUAACCAGCCUCAAGUACAGAAAAACAUCUUGAAACUAGGUCAGACACGUGUCAAUAAACUCACAGAGCCAAUUCUUGCUACACUAAAGCAAGAUACAGCUUUAUCACCAGCGGAUAAAACUUGGCUUCGAAGCCGACUUUAUUUCUUGCAAUAUUUAGAUCGUUUCGAAACAUUUUCAAAGAUUUGGGCAAGUCAGGAACAACAACAACAACAGCAGCAGGAUUUUGCUAUAGCUUAUGUUGAAUUUAGAGACAGUAACUUGAUAGCCAAAGCCAUUGAAUACGCUAGAUCAGAAAACCAUGUUGCUCUAGAUGCUAUUUUUAUGCAUCAUGGCUCUGAAGUGCUCUUACAGCGUUUGUUUAUUUUAUCUCAAAUUCCAGAAACGACAGACCCAAGCAGAUUUGAUUUGCCUCAUGUCACAUAUGAUCAUGAAGAUCGUUGGCUUGAAGAACCAUGGCGAAAGGAUCAAGAUCCAGUAGAACAAGAGUGGGUCAAACAAAUGAUCAGCUUAGAGGUACAAGAACAACAAGACUAUUUAAGCAAAUUGCAAAAUGUCAUUCCAAGCAUAGAGUAUCCUACUUCAUCCAAAGUCAUUGUCGAUUGGUAUAUGGAGCGUGCUCAUGCUGCUGAUCGUAUUGGUUUAAGUAGCCAUGCAUUAGAAAUCAUUCGAUAUGCUCAAGUCAUGGGCGUCACAGGCAUUGAAUCGCAAGUAGCAGAAUAUGAAUGGCUUUGUAAAUACGUCUAUGGGUCAUUACGUGAAGACAGUUUUGUGAACCUAGAGGAGUUCAACAAACUAUCUAGUUAUCAAGUAUUAGAAGGCUUGUUAAGCAACACAAAUGCAGCAACAAUCAUAGAUGAUAUGCUUCGACUAGCAUUGCCUUGGAUUGAAGUAUCGAAGGAUAGACAAGAUCACGAAUAUGUACUCUGUCGAUGGCUACUCAGUUCCAAAGUAGUAGAUCAGCAUUUAGAUUGGUGUUGUGCUGUACUUGAGAUGUCCAAACCAACAGUACCCUUAGAAGAUAGAAUUAUCAAGGAUGAUCUUGGCCUUUCUCGACUUGUGCUUGCCAUUGUGUAUUCUGGUGAUGGACCUAUGGACUGUUUAGUCCGAUUGUUUGAAUGCCUACCUAUAUUCAAUGACAUUUCAGAAAGACUGGAUGAGCCCACAGACAUAAGUACCUUGGUGGAUUCUUCCUCUGCUCUUGAUUUGUUCUUUAAACUCCAGUCUGUUGGUCCAUUUGGCUUGACUCAAAUGAUGGACACACUUCAAAAUCACUUAGGGUCUGCAGAAGUGCUGGCUAGAUAUCAUGCAAGCGUGCCUCUUGCUUGGUUCUUGCGUGAUCAAUCAGUCGAUGCUCAAAGACAAUUGUGUAUUCGCAUGUCUUCAAGAGCUGCAGGUGGUGUCGAAACAGGUGCCAUCUUAUUUGAUCGUGACGAUGACUGGAGAGAACUUUUAGAUGAUAUGCUUCGACUAAAUGACAAUGGUCAAGGCAUUUUUGGUAAAUUAGAUCCUGCUGAAAUUCUCGAGAUCUUUUUCAGCUCUUUGUUACGAUGUGGUCGGUUCAAAUUGGCCAAAGAAUUACUUUUGGGUUCUAAGAAACUGAUGGAUAUUACCAAAGCAGAACAAUUAGUGAUUGAUGCUGAACGAGAAUUCUUUGACAAUGCAACAGUAGGCAAUAUGAAUUCUGGUAGCUUAAAACAAGCUUGGGAUUGUUUGUUGAUUUUACCACCUACAACGGAAAUCAAAAAAGAAAUGGAUCUUGUGGAAGCCACGCAUGCUCUUAUUACUGACUACAAGGUGCAAGAUCGGCCUGGGAUGACACUCAUGCCAAUUCAGAUCAGACAAUCCAAAGAUCGACUUGAACUGAUAUCCAAGCUGAUUCAUACCAAGCGAGACAUGUAUCGUCGUCAUGAGCAAGUGUUGACACUUGCGUCUAAACUCGGUUAUGGUGAAGACUUGUUGGCUAAAGUAAAAGCUCUCACAUUAAUGGCAAGUGCUGCACUUGUAGAGGAAGACUAUCUUGAGUCUUACAAGCUAUGUCAAAUUGCUGUAGAUGCUGCUCAAAACGCAAAGACUGGAAAACCAAAGAAUUACCAUGAUCAAGUGAAUCAGAAUGCAUGGCAGAUCUGCCUCAAUUUGGGCAAAAUAGAAGCCUUUGACGAUGUAAAUAGAAGGUUGGAUGUGCUCUCGAUGGCCAUGACAUUAAGCCCACCUGAGAACAUCCGUGAUGUUUUAGCUGUAUGGCGUAAACUGGAUCAAGACAAGCCAGAUCAAAUUAGUCUGGCACAGCUAAGUGCUGAUAAUUCCAAUUCAAAACAUGAUGAAGCCAAAGGAUGGCAAGGUUUAUUACAGAAUGCAACAAAGCAAUGGAGCUUGGGUGAUCUAUUAACUAGUGGUGAACAUGAACCAAAUGGUAGUAAACGAAAACGAGAUAUUCUUCGUAAUGCAGUGGGUGGAUGGUUAUUUCAAUAA